Molecule: messenger RNA, 912 nt
Organism: Lodderomyces jiufengensis
Lineage: Eukaryota; Fungi; Ascomycota; Pichiomycetes; Serinales; Debaryomycetaceae
Exons: 1
Coding region: 1-912 (303 amino acids)
Biological process (GO): iron-sulfur cluster assembly; mitochondrial respiratory chain complex I assembly
Cellular component (GO): mitochondrion
Molecular function (GO): ATP-dependent FeS chaperone activity; 4 iron, 4 sulfur cluster binding; ATP binding
Source: RefSeq, a predicted model, not a curated record
AUGUUUCCACCAGCAAGAAGAUUCUUACUAGCGAAGAGAUACUACAGUCAUGAAAAUCCAUUGAAUUUACCUAAAUUUGGUGCUUCGACAGCAAAUGGCCCAUCAAUUGCUCGUAAAGGGUUGCCAGUAAAGCAAAAUAUACCCAAUGUCAAAAAUAUAAUAUUAGUUUCAUCAGCAAAAGGAGGAGUUGGAAAAUCCACAGUAUCAGCAAAUACAGCAUUAGCUUUACAAAAAUUGGGUAAAAAAGUUGGACUAUUAGAUGCGGAUAUUUUUGGACCUUCAAUUCCCAAAUUAAUGAAUUUAAAAGGCGAACCAAGAAUAUCUCAAACAACUGGAAAAUUAUUACCAAUGAUUAAUUACGGAGUACAAACUAUGUCAAUGGGGUAUUUGGUGAAAGAUGAGCAAGCUGUAGUAUGGAGAGGAUUAAUGGUUAUGAAAGCAAUACAACAAUUACUAUUCGAUGUUGAAUGGUCUCCAAUAGAUUAUUUAGUGAUUGAUAUGCCUCCUGGUACUGGUGAUACUCAGUUAUCAAUAAGUCAACUUUUAAAAGUUUCUGGCGCUGUAAUAGUUACUACUCCACAAGAUAUGGCAUUAAUUGAUGCAGUGAAAGGUAUUACAAUGUUUAAAAAAGUUAAUAUUCCGAUAGUUGGUAUUGUUCAAAAUAUGAGUUAUUAUUUAUGUCCAAAUUGUAAUCAUGAAUCUCACAUUUUUAAAAACAACGGUGCUCAAAAACUAGCCGAUGAAAAUGGAGUUGAUAUUAUUGCUAAUAUUCCGUUAAAUGAAAAUAUUUGUCUACAAUCUGAUGCUGGUAAGCCGAUAGUUGUUUCAGAUCCAGAUGGUGAGAUCUCCAAGAAUUAUUUUGAUAUAGCUAGAUCUAUAAUCAAAUUCGAAGAAUCACAAAAAAAUAAAUAG